This is a messenger RNA of Nannospalax galili (Upper Galilee mountains blind mole rat), 1224 nucleotides long. RefSeq lists its product as uncharacterized. The transcript has 4 exons. The record is from RefSeq and is a predicted model, not a curated record. Lineage: Eukaryota; Metazoa; Chordata; Mammalia; Rodentia; Spalacidae. The coding region runs from base 1 to 987 and encodes 328 amino acids.
AUGGGGUACUGGUUCCCCCUGUGCCUUCAGGUCCAGGCAACCCGAGGCCGGUGGGAGGUUCAGCCUUGGGCCACCACCUGGAUCACCCUGAAGAGAAAACCUAACUGCACACGCCUCAGAGACAUCAGCCAGAGAGGAGAGAGAAAGCAAGCGAACCCCAGCUCCCCUUGCUCGGCCUUGGCUCACGGCGGCAGCAAAUGGCAGGCAGCCUUGCCCCGCGCAGCGAAGCACCCAUCGGCGGCACCGGGCAGCAGUUUCAGCACCGUGGACCUCGGGGUGCGCGGCGCCCCAGCCCGAACAGGCGCGCCGCUCCGGGGGACGUUCGCUCCCACGGGCGCCGAGCGAGGGCUGGGUACGGGCCGGGGGUCCCAAGGACUCCGGGAGGCGCCCCCGCAUCCCUCCCGCCUCCUCCAUUUACCUCCUCGGCCAAGGUCACGGCCCCUCGGCGGCUCCCUUCCCGGGCGGGCUGAGGGCAGGCGCUGUCAGCUGGCGGCGAGCGGAGCAACCAGGCAGGGCAGCUUCAUCACACUCGGCGGGUGCGGAUGCCGCGCCGCCCCUGCGCCCGCUGUUCAGGCGACCGCCACCCUCGCCGCCGCCCGUGCACAGGCGGCUCCGGCAGCCACCGCUCGCGCCCGCUCCCCGGGGCUGCCUGGCUGGCUCCCUCCUCCUCCGCUUCUCCUGGGGGCACUGGGACCAGCCGAGCGCGCGCGGGAGUCCAGACGCCCGCCCGGCCUGUGCGCGCGACUGGGAGGAGGGAGGAGGCGACAGUCACGUGGGGCAGGGACGUCCGAAGGUGCCGUGCCGGCUCGGAUGGGCUCCGCUAGGCGGCUGCCACACCCCUGGGUGUCCCGGUCUCCCGACCCUGCAGCCCCUGGGGAGUACAGGCCCUGUCCCCCAGAGUGGGCCAGGCACAAUCCCGCGCCCCGCGCCGGCGCCGCAGGCCUGGAGAUGCACACUGAGCGCCCGUGUCCCAAGGUCAGUAUUUAGUGAGGCUGUGCCCAUCACCAAAAGUAACGACGGGACACUACUCAGGACAACCUGAUUUAACAAGAAAUGGUCCAUACCACAACACCAGUACACCUGAUCCUUUUGAGGAAAUCAGAAGUACAGAAGUGCAUUGCAGGAUAUCUACCAAACAUGCUCAUCCUUACAGCAUUGUUUCCAAAUGUCAUCUGAGUGGCAGAAGAACAGAACUGGACUAACAUCCUACGAGAUAACAGCCAA